AUGGCGUCAAGGAAGAGUUCUCUUUCCAAGCCCAGUCGUUACAUCUUUCCUACAACCUCCGAAACCCAAGAGGGCAUGUUUGAGUUCGACGAGGCUGAGUUGUGGAACCACCACUCUUCCCCCAUGGAUCACAGCAAAAAGGGGUUACCCUCUUCGGGUUCGCGAUCCGUUCCGAAGAGAGCUUCGAGGAAUAACAGCAGCAAGGUUGAAGGAGGAGGAGGGAGAGACAGAGCGCCCUCAGCGUCCUCAUUGCCCGUUAACAUACCCGAUUGGUCCAAGAUCUUGAAGGAGGACUACAAGGACCACCACAAGUGGGAGAGUGACGAAGAAGAAGAAGAUGAAGAAGAAAAAAACUUUGGUGGCGAUGAACAAAACCAAGGGCAAGGGUUUAGGAUUAGGGUACCCCCUCAUGAAUAUCUCGCUAGGACAAGAGGGGCUUCUCUGUCUGUGCAUGAAGGGAUUGGAAGGACUCUCAAAGGCAGGGAUUUGCGCAGUGUCAGAAAUGCUAUUUGGAAGAAAGUGGGCUUCGAAGAUUAA
This is a messenger RNA of Sphenostylis stenocarpa, 537 nucleotides long. NCBI's taxonomy places the organism in Eukaryota, Viridiplantae, Streptophyta, Magnoliopsida, Fabales, Fabaceae. The record is from the annotation of a GenBank genome assembly.